GCAGCGUGUAGUCCUGCCUGCAUUCUGACAGGAGCCUCAGAAGAACAUACUGCUAUUAGCUGAAUAGGGUUAAAAAACAACAAUACUAGAAUUGACUAAGCUUGGCACCAUCUCCAGUAGUAAUGCCUUCACUCUGUUGCUAAUCGUUGAGGCAGUGGUCACUCUGGAGUUACUACUUCAGGUAGUGUUAAGACUUGAGCCUCUCCUUGAGGUGGUGGUCACUCUGUUUGGAGCUACUCCUUGAAUUGGGGGUCUCUCUGUUAGGAGCUAGUACUUGGGGUACUGGUCAAUCUGGAGCUACUUCUUGAGGCAGUGGUCAUGUUGUGGACACUCCUUGAGGUAGUGGUCACCUUGUUUGGAGAUGAUUUUAUUAUUUUUGGUGGAAGGCAGGGGUUGUGUGGAGUGGUCGACAGUAGUGCCGUAUUGGGACUGGACUUAGGAGUGGAAGAGGGAGAGGAGUGACAUGGGGCAGCUCAUUCUUGGGAGUAGAAUGGCAGCUGGUAGGCGGAGCCUAGUAGAUAGAAUGCCAGUCGGUGGGCGAAGUCUAGUCAAUCCCAGGGUAAGCCAAUAUAGCAACAGGCCCCAUGAGAGAGAGAGCGAGAGAGAGAGAGAGAGAGAGACUCGAAGACAGACAGUCUAGUACUGUGAGACAAACGGACAGGAUUCGGUCAUACCCUGGAAUAUAAAACGUUUUGGGACACUUACCACCACCUGCCUAUGUAGACUUCCAGCUGUCUGGCUCCACUUCGACUAGCUCCUCCCCCUGCGCCCUAUCGGUGGGUAGGUAUGAUGCUGACCAGGGGGAGGUGACAGGAGGAACUUUGUCCACCAUGGCCUUGGAGCAGAGAGGACCACCUCAGGAGGGCCUUUCCCUCUCAGCUCCUCACCUCAGGGGGUCCUGGGGGGAUGGCUUGCACCCUAGGCCCCUGGCCAUGCCCAAAGCCACGCAUAUCACCAGGCCCCAGAACAUGCCCCUAGCCCCGACCCUCACCAUUCCCCUGACCACACCCCUGACCACUCCGGGCCAAUCAGAAGCUGGUUCUGAUUCGGAGGGGGAGUAUGUGGAACUUGAGGAACUGCCGUCUCUCUCACCGCAACACACCCUAACUCAAUGCAUCAGCCUUGGUUACCAACGCACACCUGGACACACACCUGGACACAAACCUGGCUCAGCAACACACACAUCUGGACACACACCUGUAUCGGCAACACACACACCUGGACUCACACCUGGCUCAGCAGCACACUCGGCGGGGGACACACCUGGAUACACACCUUUAUCAGCAACACAUACACAGGGACUCACAGCUAUAUCAUCCACAUACUCACCGGGACAAACAUCUAGCUUAGCAACGCACACAGCUGGACUCACACCUGUAUCACCAACACACACAGCUGGACUCACACCUGUAUCACCAACACACACACCUGGACUCACACCUGUAUCAGCAACACACACACUGGGACAAACAUCUGGCUUAGCCACACACACAACUGGACUCACACCUGUGUCAGCAAGUCAGAGCGGGAAGGGGACCCCACUCAGGGCACCUGGAGGUCAGCCAGUCCGGCCCAGCGAGGAGACCCAGAGACACUCCUUCAUCCAGCCACUCACCAACUCCUCCAGCCAGCACCUCCUCACCACGCUCAGCCAUCCGCCUGCAGAAGAGCCGGACGAAGGGUUAACAAAGUCCUUAAAGGACUUGUUCACUGACUCGUUAACGGGCUCGUUGACAGUAUCAUUAACUGAGAGGCCGACCACAGACGCCAGGAGGCAAAACCUCCCGGUCGGCAGUCAUGUGAUGUCCCGCGGUGUUCUCUGCCUUCCUGGCAGCAGAGACCACCGCGGGGGGGCCGUAGUUACUGUGUGGAGCAACAGCAGUAUCUGGUGGCGUUGCAGCAGCAAAGAGCUGCUGGACAUCUUCCUUUACUUCUCCUCCAUCAGCAGGAAGGAAGUUCUUGCGUUAGGGCUCACAGUGCUUGUGGACGUCCGCAGCUCUUCGUUUCCCCCACUCCUCACACACACACUGUGCUACCUGCAGAAAAAUAUGGCAGGUUUCAUUCAUUCCGUGCUGCUAGUGGCUAACAGAGAUGACGUAGAUAUGGACAGGCCCCCUGCAUCUCAGGUGGUCACUAUAAAUGGUCUCCAGAGGUUUGUCGAUGUGUCUCAGCUCCCUGUAGAGAUGAACGGUUCCUUCUGCUACUGCCAUCAGAGCUGGCUCUGCUUCAGAUCACACGUGGAGAAGUUGACCAGACAGUGUGAAGAUGUCAUAAGCCUUCUGCAGAAAAACAUCCAAUGCCUUGAGUAUAAGCCCCUACCACUUUCUAAGGAGGUCACGCCCCUCCCCCAUUCCACAGAGGCCACGCCCCUCCCACAGUCUACUGAGGAGGUGCAGGUGUCGCUGGCCAGGUACAGGUGCGUUAUGAGCAAUGUCCUUCAGGACAGCCGAUUGGUUGACCUACAGAAGGAGGGCGGAGCUUCUCUGUGUCUCCUCCGUCGGGAGGAAAGCAGCUUCAACCAGACGGACGAUUACAGGGAGGCGGUGGGUGGAGUAGAGUGCCUCUACCAGCAGGUGGAUGAGCUUAUCCACGGUCUGGUGAAGCUCUGCAAUGCCGGGGGCAGGCAGAGGGACUUCAUCCUGGCGUUCAGCAGCUUGGAGCAGGGCUUCAGCCAGGUGCGGGGGUGGAUACAGCAGGUGGGAUACCCCACCCUCAGGCCUCUGGGGGAGCUGGAGGGCUCCUCUCUGGAGCAGAUCAACAAGAAACACCAGGACUUCAAGCAGUUCCGCCUCACUGCUGAUCGCGUCUGUCGGCAGGGGCAGGGUCUUCUCCAGAGACUCAACCAAUGGGACGACCUGUCCUCAUCCUUGCUGGACCCCUACAGGGUCAAAGUUCACUCUCUGAGGUCAGAGCUGUGGGAGUUCUCUGAGAGGGUGGAGGCUACCGGGGCACGCCUCAACAAGACCCUCUCCCUCUACAAGUUCUGCAACAAGGCGUAUGAUUCAGCGCUGCAGGGCUUGCGUUACCUUGUAACCAUCCCCAUGCAUGACUGUACUGAAGCGGCUAAAUGCCAGGCUGUGAUCGAGCGCCUGGAGAGCUACCGCAGCCAGCACCCGCCGAUCCCUGAGCACAAGUUCAUGGAGAUGAGGGUGGAGGCCGAGGAGCUGACGGAGGCCGAGGAGGCCGUCCCUCUCCAGCUCUGGACCUCCUCCAGGAAGUGGUAUCAGGAGACCAACCAGGAGUUCCACAGCAAGAUGGAUGCCGCUCUCAGAACCAGAAGCCGACUCCAGCUCGGCACCCCCUCAAACACCUCCUCCCUCCCCCUAACCACCACAUCCCCCCAGCCCUCCUGCCCUGGGACUCCACCCAGCUCCCCUGGGACUUCGUUCUCCUCCUCCCAAGAUACCCUGCCCUACUCCCAUGUGACGCCACCACCCUCCAAUGAGACUCUGCCUUCCUCCCAUGUGACUCCACCCUCCCCCUGUCAUGUGACUGCACCCUCCCCCUGUCAUGUGACUCCACCCUCAUCCUACGUGAACACGUCCUCCUCCGAUGUGACUCGACGCUUCUCCUAUGUGGCUCCGCCCUCCUCAUCAGCGACCCCGCCCUCCACCCCUGUGGCUCCACCCACCUCCUCAGUGACUCGUCGUUCCUCUAUGAGUCCUCCCUCCUAUCACGAGCCUCUGCCUUUUCAGUGGAGACGGGGCAGUAAGGCGUGGUGUAGCCCCGACCCCUCCACCCUUCACGAGAUGCCCAGCCGGGGGCGGGGUCUCCGUAAGUCCCAGAGCCUUGACCACACCCCCUGCCCCACCCCGGCCUGGCCGCCUCGCAGAGGGAACACCGGGGUCCACAUCAAAGGGCUGGAGAUCAGCCACUCCCAGCCCCGCCCCCUCAGCGCCGUCACCUCCACCCAGGUUCAGCCCCUCCCUCUCACCUCCACCCCCACCAAGGCCCAGCCUCUCAACCCCACCCCAACCCAGGCCCAUCCUCUCCCUGUCACCCCCACUCCCACCCUGGCCCAGCCUCUCACCCCCACCCCCAGCCAGGCUCAGCCUCUCACCCCCACCCCUCCCCGGGCCCAGAGCCCAUCCCCCACACCCUCCCACAGGGCUCAACCCAGCACCAAGGCCAGCAAGCAGCAGCACAUCGUGGACGAGAUGGUCUCCACGGAGCGGGAGUACGUGCGCUCCCUGCGCUACGUGACCCAGCAGUACUUCCCGGAGAUGGAGCGGCCGGACCUGCCCCAGGAGCUCCGGGGCCAGCGCUGCGUCGUGUUCGGGAACCUGGAGAACAUCCUGGACUUCCACUCCCAGUUCUUCCUCAAGGAGCUGGAGGCCUGCUGGAGACACCCGCUGAGGGUGGCCCAGUGCUUCCUACGCUACAAGGAUCAGUUUGGACUGUACGCUCUCUACAGUAAGAACAAACCCAAGUCUGACGCCCUGCUGGCUAGCCAUGGAAACUCCUUCUUUAGGGUGAAGCAGCUCAGUCUAGGGGACAGGUUGGACCUGGCCUCCUACCUGCUGAAACCCAUCCAGAGGAUGAGUAAGUACGCGCUCCUCCUGAAAGACCUCCUCAAGCAGCUCAGCCCGGCGGAGGAGGAGGGGUUUAACGCCCUGCAAGCAGCCAAUCACAUGAUCAGCUUUCAGCUUCGCCACGGCAACGACCUGCUGGCCAUGGACGCAAUCCGCCUCUGUGAUGUGAACCUGAAGGAGCAGGGUGCUCUGCUACGACAGGACCGCUUCACUGUACUGUCCGGGAGGAAGAAGAGUCUUCGUCACGUCUUCCUGUUUGAGGAGCUCCUCCUCUUCAGCAAACCCAGAGCUGUGGAAGGAGGCGUCGACCUCCUCUACAAACACUCAUUCAAGACAGCAGACCUGGGUCUCACAGCGUCCGCCGGGGAUGGCGGUCUACAGUUUGAGGUGUGGUUCAGGAAGCGUUGGUCCAGGAGCCACGCCCUCACCCUUCAGGCGUCGUCACAUAAAACCAAACAGGCCUGGACAGAUGACAUCACACACCUCCUCUGGUCCCAGGCCAACAGGAACAAAGGCAUUGAUGUGUGUAUUCCAGAGGUGAGGAUGAAAGAGAUGGUGUGUAUGGGAGUGGGCAGUAAACCGUUUUUGGACAUCAAAGAGACUGAUGCAGCCAUCAGCGACCGGUCUGUAAACUUUGUCAUGAAAAAGAGAGGUGCACGAACCCGAGCCUCCAUCGCGGUCUCUGGGUUUGACCACAUGUCUCUGACCUCCAACCUAAUAGGCUCCCGGCUGGGAUCCUUCAACAACCACCUGUACAGCAGGAGGAGUUCCUUGUCAGCUGAGAGCUCCUUCGCCUCCUCAUGUUUAGAAGAGGACACCAGCAGUCUGACGUUUACGACCACAGAGAAUUCCGGGUCGUCCGGCCACGUGUCUGUCUCCAGCGGCUCAGACAGUGGCUGCAUCUCCUCUCACCUGCACGACGGUUCAGCCAAUCCCUCACAAGUCUAAUGCUGAGUGGAUCUGUUUUUUUCAGAGCAAUUCUCCUGGGAAAGAACAUUGUUUUACAUAUGAUAUGUAUUGUAUUUAAUAAGCAGUAUUAGUACUGCUGUUUUCUAGGUACUGUUCCGUACCGUUUGUUCCUGAUCUCAGCUGGUGAUGCUAGUUUAACUUAGCCAGUUUCAGGUUUGGCAUCAAAACGUAAUGGUUAGCUCUAAACCACUAGCAGUUAACUAUCAUCAGCUUGCAUUUAAUUAUGACAAGUUGGCAGGUAGCUCUGACAAGCUAUCAGUUAGUUCGGACCAGCUAGCAUUUAGCUCUGUCCAGUUAGCAGUUUGCUAUUGUGUUGGCAUGCAAAUGGUCAUCUGUGGGAUGAGUGAGAUGUUCCAAAAUUGAUACUCAGGUAGACAGAUGUGAAUUGUGUUGUUGCCAUGGUGAUGUUUUUUAAUAUUUACAAACAAAGCUUUUAAGUUCAA
This is a messenger RNA of Gadus morhua (Atlantic cod), 5944 nucleotides long. RefSeq names its product pleckstrin homology domain containing, family G (with RhoGef domain) member 4 (gene plekhg4). The transcript has 22 exons. The record is from RefSeq and is a predicted model, not a curated record. NCBI's taxonomy places the organism in Eukaryota, Metazoa, Chordata, Actinopteri, Gadiformes, Gadidae. Bases 831 to 5480 code for a protein of 1549 amino acids. Gene Ontology annotation, molecular function: guanyl-nucleotide exchange factor activity.